GGGGGGCAGAUAGAUUGUCCCAAAAUCAAAAUCAAGUUGACCUAAUGCUAUAAUCAGAAUAGGAUCACAAAUUUUAAUGUAUAACAUAGUAAUACACUUUUACAUAAUAGGAAGAGAGAAAUUUGUGCUUUUCUGGGCAGAUAGAUUGUCCCAAAAUCAAGUUGACCUAUAGAUAUGAUCAGAAUAGGAUCACAAAUGUAUAACAUAGUAAAACACUUUUACAGAAUAGGAAGAAAGAAAUGUGUGCUUUUCUGACAUGGAUUACAAUAAUUUCAUUGAGAUUCCAACUUAAAUAUUUUAAGGUGAACAACUUUUAAAUUCUGCAAUUAUAUUUUUCACAACAGUGAGAAGCAUGAAACUGGUUUCUUUUCCAACAUUUUGAAAUUUAGUUAGCACUCCUUUUUAUCAAACGUCUUAGCCAAGUGCUCAUCGGAUAAGGCUACUUUGUAAAUAGAUUUCACAAUUCCAAGAUUUUGAGCUUUGUCCAACUCAAAGGUUCUGAGCAAUUUAUUUUUCCAUCUCUUUGAAAAUGUUCUCCCCUAAUGUUGUCACAUCCAUUCUAUGCAGAGAUGCUAAUUCUUGUGUGAUUUCAAAACCCCUUGACUUGUAGGACAGAUAAAAUGAGGUUGCGGGCCAGAUGUGGCUCGUGGGCCCAUGUUUGUCGACCCCUAGUCUAUGCCAUUGCCUCUCACGGUGGUAGUCUGUGUACCAGUACUGGCGUUCAUACCACUGCUUCUCAAAGUGGCAGUCUGUGUACCAGUACUGGCGUUCAUACCACUGCUUCUCAAAGUGGUAGUCUGUGUACCAGUACUGGCGUUCAUACCACUGCUUCUCAAAGUGGCAGUCUGUGUACCAGUACUUGCGUUCAUACCACUGCUUCUCAAAGUGGUAGUCUGUGUACCAGUACUGGCGUUCAUACCACUGCUUCUCAAAGUGGCAGUCUGUGUACCAGUACUGGCGUUCAUACCACUGCUUCUCAAAGUGGUAGUCUGUGUACCAGUACUGGUGUUUAUACCACUGCUUCUCAAAGUGGCAGUCUGUGUACCAGUACUUGCAUUCAUACCACUGCAUACUGACACAAGUCUAGGAAUAUUCUGUAGUCUGUCCACAAAUAGAACAAUUUUCAUUAAAUUAGGCAGCAGAGUGGAUGAAUACCUGCAGUCCCGCUGCAAAGUUUAAGAAACUCUGGUCUUUACAACACUCCACCAUGGAAAGUACCGAUACUUGAGGAAACUUUAUUGUUUAAUAUAUUAAUGCCAGUUUCUGCCACCCACUUUUGAGUGGAUAAUAUCUUGUUCAGAUGCAAUGUAUGAUGUCAUCCUAGUGGAUUGUUGAUAUGUAUGAUGUCAUCCUAGUAUAUUGUUUUUAGAUGUAUGUCAUCCUCAAAUCUCAUUGUUCAGAUGAAUGAUGUCAUCCAAAUAUCUCAUUGUUAAGAUUUAUGAUGUCAUCCUAAUAUCACAUUGUUAAGAUUUAUGAUAUCAUCCUAUUAUCUCAUUGUUAAGAUGUAUGAUGUCAUCCUAAUAUCUCAUUGUUAAGAUGAAUGUCAUACUAAUUUUUUUUUUCAGAUUUAUUUUGUUCUAGUACCUUAUAUUGAGAUAUGUGUCGUCCUAAUAUUUCGUUGUUCACAAAUUUUUUGCAUUUGUUUGUUGUUUUUUUUCAUUUUCAAUCUUGAGCAAAUAUGAUUGAGUUCAUUUUUCUAAAUUCAUAUCACCUGAUAUUUCACAGCAAACAGAGUGACAGUUCUCACAAUUUCAUUUCACUUUUGUGUCCCUAUAAAUAUAGUGGUACCAGUAGUUCAUAGAAAUCAAUAACAUUUACAAAGAUUAAAUUGAAAGAUUUUCAGAAAUUAUCCAGG
This is a messenger RNA of Lymnaea stagnalis (great pond snail), 1855 nucleotides long. Lineage: Eukaryota; Metazoa; Mollusca; Gastropoda; Lymnaeidae. The record is from the annotation of a GenBank genome assembly.